CCGUGCUUUGCUGUGUUCUACUACGCGAUCCGUGUCCGGCUUGCUGCAGGGAUAUUCCGCUGCAGGCAAUCUGCGUCCUGCUUUCCUCUCUUCCCCAUCCUCUCUCUCUCUCUGUACAGAUGGCUGUACUGUUCUUCAGUCCAACUACCUUCACUUCCUCUCUCUCAAACCCUAAGCCCUACAAUCCUCCACCCUCCUUUAACCCUACAUGUUCGAAUCUCCACCGUCCGUCGUCGCAUCCGGUACGAAUCUCAAGGUCGCAACCCCAUAUCUGUUUGCAAAUUGCUCAUCAUAUGUUGUUGGCACCAAAAUGCACACUACGUCCCUCUAUGGCUGCUGGAUUGGAGGACAUGAAUUCUGAACUGCCUUCGGAAUCAGAACUGCCUUUGGAGUCAGAACCCGCGUCAUCUUCUCAUACGGAAGCUAGUUUUGAUAUAAAGCUUCCUAGGAGAAGUUUGCUUGUACAAUUCACCUGCAAUGCAUGUGGCGAAAGAACACAACGGACUAUAAAUAGGGCAGCUUAUGAACGGGGAACUGUUUUUGUACAGCUAUCUUCCAUUUGUAGUCCAAGUGAGGGAUUCAAGCUUCCCAUUCACCUAUCAAAAAGGAUGUCUCCAGCAUCAUAAAUUAGUUGACAACCUCGGCCUUGUUGUUGAGUAUGAUUUGCGAGAGGAUUCGGAUUCUGACACUAAUCAAGUGUAACAUGUACAAUAUAUUUUCAGGGAUUGUAAGUGAUGUUGCAUCUUAUUAUAGUGUUUCUUUUGCCCUGUUGAA
This is a messenger RNA of Magnolia sinica, 774 nucleotides long. RefSeq lists its product as uncharacterized. Bases 120 to 626 code for a protein of 168 amino acids. The transcript has 5 exons. Gene Ontology annotation, molecular function: protein-folding chaperone binding; zinc ion binding. Gene Ontology annotation, cellular component: mitochondrion. The record is from RefSeq and is a predicted model, not a curated record. Gene Ontology annotation, biological process: protein import into mitochondrial matrix; protein folding; protein stabilization. NCBI's taxonomy places the organism in Eukaryota, Viridiplantae, Streptophyta, Magnoliopsida, Magnoliales, Magnoliaceae.